UGCUAUAAAAGUCAAAAAGAUAAUAUAUAUGGCAAAGAUGUGGUGUAAAAUAGGUUGUCAAAAACUAUUUUGAUUUUUCUGAGUUCUGAAGAACCAUAUUUUCGAAAAUAUAAAUAAAUAAUUAGGUUUAACCAGUGGAGCACCUUAUGUUUUGUGUAUAUAAAUAGAAAUGGCUCAUUUGCAGUACAUGCCCGGCGACCCUCGCUUAGUUGAUCAAUUGGUGUACGAACUCAAAUCUAAAGGAAUAUUCGAUCAGUUUCGUAAAGAGUGCAUCGCUGAUGUCGACACAAGGCCAGCGUACCAGAAUCUGCGUCAAAGAGUUGAGAAUUCCGUGUCAACAUUUCUCUCCAGACAAACGUGGCAGCCGGAUCUGAACAAGAAUCAGUUGAGAGAGAAACUCAGAAAGCACAUACUUGAUGGCAACUACUUAGAGCAGGGAGUGGAAAGGAUCGUAGAUCAAGUUGUGAAUCCGAAAGUGGCUUCUGUUUUCAUUCCAAAAGUGGAAGAUUUGGUAUACAAUUAUUUAGGAAUAGCACGAAAGAAAACUGUGACUGCUGAAACUUCAAAUGGCAAGAUUGUUGAUCUUUUACCCACUGACUUAGAAGCGGUCAGUCCCGGUUCAGUAAAAAGUAAUGACGACAAAAAUGAGUCAAUGGAAGUUGACGGUGUACCGGGAGAAAGUAACAUGGUUGUAGAUGAAAAAUCGGUAAGUGACGUAAAAGAAAACAGUAUGACAAUUGAAUUACCAGAAGAAAAAGCAGAAGAUAUCCAGCUACCAAGCACCGAACCAACUACCGAUGUCGAUAAGAGUAACAUACCUCUGCCUGCGGAAGAAAUAAAGCCUGAAAAUAUACCGCCACCGGAUAACAGUCCACCUAAAGUUGAAUUGGAGAAAAUCGAACUACCUAAAGAACCAAUAAUAUCCACUAAUAUACCGCUUCCAGAUGAUAUAAGCAAGGACGAUAAAGACCAAUACUUUAAACCGAUAAAUAGUGAUGAUGACGACUCAAGUUCAGAUUCCUCACUACGCAGAAAUAUGUCACCGUUGACACCUAUACGGAACUUUAACAAUGAAAAUUCGAGCGACGCUCAACAAGCAUUUGACAAUGACUUAACUGACGUAAAAGAUAAUGAUAUCAAAGAACCGAGUUCGUUUAAAUUUGCAAUCGACGUAAAGUCUCCUGAAAACAGUUCUGAUGUAAUUAAAACUGAAAAGAAAGAUACAGAAACCAACUUGUCUUAUCAAUUUAAUAACCAAGUUAACAUUAAUAAUUUCAAUACACCACUGUACGAAGACAGUUCAAAUAGCAAUAUUCUACACAUUGAUUAUGAAAGUGAUGCCAACAGCAAAGUUAUCCAAGAAAAUAAAGUAGUAGAAAACGAUCAGAAUUCUGAAGACUCUAGAAAGGAACGUAAGUCGGAUGAUAAGAGGAGCAGUCAUAAUAAGAGUUCACAUCGCUCGAGAGAUUCCAGCAAACAUUCGAGCAGUCGAGAUAGAAAAUCAGAUACUAAACAAUCAAGCUCUAGGGAUAGCAGUAGACACGACAAAAAUAAAUCCUCAAGGGAUGAAAGCAAGUCCAAAUCAGACAAAGACAGAUCCAGAUCUGACAAAAGUGAUAAGAAAGAUAGCAGAGAUUCAUCAAGACAUAGAAGCUCCCAUAAAUCAAGUCACAGAGAUUCGAAGUCCCAUCGAAGUUCGAGCUCAAGCCACAGACAUUCUAGUAAACAUUCGGAUGAUAAAAAAUCAUCGUCAUCCUCUUCAAAUCAAAGAGAUAAGGACAAAAGUUCAGAUAAAAAUUUGAUGGACAAACCAAGAGAUUCGAAAUCUAGUAGCCAUCGAUCCGAUAAAGAUAGAAAAAGUAGCAGCAGUAGUAGAAGUGAUAAAAGUAAGAGCAAAAGUGAUGAAAAAGAUAAAAAUAAGAAAAGUAAAAAGGAAACCGAUGAUCAUUACAGCUUAUCUGGCAGAGGUAAUCCGAACCGACGGUCAACGGAUAGGGAUUCGAAUGACGGUAGUACAUCAUCAAAAGGUUCGACACACCCUUCGAGCUCUAAAACAUCAGAAAGUAAAAAGGAAACCAAAAGUAGUUCGAAAUCGGAGAGUACUCCACCCAGUGGAGACUCAACAAGCCCUAGCGAUAAGGAAAAUAUAGUUCACGAACGCGGCAGUAUAAUUAAAGAAUCGCUUCAGCAUAAACCGAUAAUUAGAAUAGAGAGUCAUUUGGAGCAACCAGUGGCAUCGCCACCUAGAUUGCCCUUUGUUCCAGAUGUGACCAUAAAGAAACCAAAAUUCGCUGCUAAUUUAGAAGAAGCCAAACGGUUAAUGAAAAUGCGUAAAUUUCUAGAUGAGGAACAGAAAAGGAUGAAUCAAGAGGCUGCGCUUUUAUUAGAAUUUCAAGCAAAUGUAAGGCCUAGUUUGAGUCAGGUUUACUCUAGUAUUCCUGGACCUGAACUAGAAUUUGCUUGUAUUACUAAUACAGGACACAGCCAAGGCUUGGUCGUACAAAGUAAUGAGAAUAUUCAAGAGUCCCACUAUACAAGCAAUCAACUACUGAAUGUUUUAAACGAUGCAAGUGUUGAAGUAGAAAAGAACGCUAUACAAGAAAUGCAAAGCGAUACAGCAGAUAUGGAAGACACUAAUGAUCAAGUUGUGUCAUCAGAAAACGCUGAUGAAAUUAAUAUUGAAAAUAUUGAAGCGGAUGAUAAUUGUACUAAUGUAGGUAAUAUUGAGUCUGAAACAGUAAAAGAUAAAUCAUACUAUGAACAAAAAUGCACUGUAAAUAGAGACAGUUCUCUAAAAAGUCCUAACUCAAAUAUGGUAGAAAAGAAUCAAACUAAUCUUUUUGAAGUUACUGUUAUCGCUGAAGAAUUAUCAGAAAAUGAGGAAAUACAUAAUGAACGGGCACACGACACGGGCAGAAUUGGUGAAGAAUUCGAUGGCGAUAAAGACUCUCAAGAACCGUUUAUCGGAGAUGAAAACAAAUUGCACUAUUUCGCUGAACACGAGAAAUACAACGCGGAAAUAGAAAGAGCUAGGUUUAGUAAAUUCCUGAAGGAAUACGAUUCGAGAUCAUCUAUUAGUAAUAAGAUAUACUUGAUCAACUGCGAUAGCUACGAAGAGAACCUAAUUCGAGAUACAUCGAAAAAAUUCGGUGAUUACGAAAUAGUCAACUAUCACAGAAAUGGACAUUUAAAGUUAUCGAAAACCGGAAACGUUAUUAAGAACCUGAAUAUUACAAAUGAGAUAUCACUACCCAUUGAUGUAGAUUACGAACCAACAAACUACUAUGAAAACUUCAAAUCCAAUGUUUUCAGUCCAGAAAAAUCUGAAUGUUCGUUUGAGCUAUCUAGUGAUUACGAUGCCAAAUUAGAAGAGAUGGUCAAUAAGACAUCUAGACAGGAAAUUAUGGAAAUCAUACUUGGCAGUGUUAUAGAUACAUCGCCGAGUAAAAUGCCCAAAAUCGACUAUUUAACAGAUUCGAACAUUGAGAGUGGAUGUGAAAACAAUUUGAAGCGUAAAAUGAAUGAUGUGGAAACUACGAUCAAUAACAACAGGCAUGUUCUGACACCAAACAAGAUAAGGAAACUUAGUACGGAGCAGAUAUCGUCUACCACAGAUAACGAUGAAAUUUCAAAUAACAAGAUUAUAAACAGUGCGCGUUCGAAAUAUUUGGGCAAAGCUAGGAGAGUCGGUCUGUCUAGACCAAAGAGGUCUGGCUUACCCAACAGUCCGUCAAGCGACAAAUCAGUCGAGAAUUAUGAAGAAGAAACCCAGCCCCAGACACCGAAUGGAAAAAUAAAACGCGUUCAAGUACAGAGAUACGAUACAUCGGACUUAUAUAAACCUAAACUGCACUUUCUCUCACGAAGAAGCCAUAUUACUUAAAAAUACCGCCAUUUUAAUUUGAGAAUGUCAAAUUGGGCGGGAAAUUUGAUUUUCGAAAGUGCGUUCCUUUUGUUAAAUUAAUUAUAAAAUUCGCGGCCAGUUUUACCGCUUAUUGAUAUUUAUCUGAUGUACAAUGGUAUCCAACAGACUAACCUUUCUGAACCUAUCUGAUUGUAUUGUCUUCUUUUUCUAUUUCACCAUCUAACUUUUACUUUAUCUAUUAGUUCUUUCUAUUCUUAAGAUGAAUAACCAAACGUUGUAGUUUAUUAGUUGCUUCCUCCUACUGAUAAAGUCACUGAUAGCUUACACGUUACUUACCUCAGAGAUAAAAUUUAUCAAAAAUCGGUAAAAUAUUUCCUUUUCCUUUAUAUGAUAAAUCACGUCGUUUGUGUCAUUAUUAUAAAUAAUGCUAUUUAAAACAUACUUUUCAUAUACAUUUAAUAUUUGGACAUUGUUUGAUAUA
Messenger RNA from Melitaea cinxia (Glanville fritillary), 4346 nucleotides. Its product is annotated as biorientation of chromosomes in cell division protein 1-like 1. The coding region runs from base 170 to 3883 and encodes 1237 amino acids. Lineage: Eukaryota; Metazoa; Arthropoda; Insecta; Lepidoptera; Nymphalidae. The record is from RefSeq and is a predicted model, not a curated record. The transcript has 5 exons.